AUCGAUACAGAACAGCAGAGCGCUGAGGAGCUGUGACGGUGCCAAAGAAAUGUCUCCCAAAGUGCCCGGCGGCCAAGGCAGAGGGGACUUCUGUGCGGUGCAGGUGGCGGUCCGAGUGCGUCCCCUCCUGCCCAAAGAGCUCCUGCACUGCCACGAGAGCUGCAUCACCGUGGACCCCGAGCUCCAUCGGGUCACUCUGGGCCACGACCGACACUUUCUGUGUGACUUUGUGUUUGAAGAAGCUUGCUGUCAGGAGGAGGUUUACUCUGUGUCUGUCCAGCCUCUGAUCGAUGCCUUUUUCCAGGGUUUCAAUGCUACUGUUUUUGCCUACGGGCAGACGGGCUCAGGCAAGACCUACACCAUUGGAGAAGCUAAUAUUUGUUCCUUCAGAGACGAGGAGCAGGGCAUCAUCCCCAGAGCUGUUGCAGACGUCUUCAAGCUACUAGAUGAAAAUGACCUUACAGACUUCUCUGUCCGGGUGUCCUACCUGGAGGUCUACAAGGAGGAAUUCAAGGACCUCCUGGAGGUGGAGACUGCCAGCAAAGACAUCCACAUCCGGGAGGAUAAAGGCAACAUCGUGUUGUGUGGUGUGAAGGAGUGUGAAGUGGAGGGCCUUGACGAGGUCUUGAGUUUACUGGAGUCGGGAAACACAGCCAGGCACACCGGGGCGACUCAGAUGAAUCCAAACUCCAGCCGGUCACACACCAUUUUUACCGUGUACAUGGACCAGCGUCGGGGAAGCUCUCGUCUUUAUGGGACUGCUACAAGCUCUGGACCACAGAUGUUGUCUUCCAAGUUUCACUUUGUGGACCUGGCAGGGUCAGAGCGCAUCUUAAGGACGGGGAACACUGGAGAAAGACUUAAGGAGAGUAUCCAGAUCAACAGUGGUCUUCUAGCUCUGGGAAAUGUUAUUGGGGCUCUGGGGGACCCCAAGAGGAAAGGCUCUCACAUACCAUACAGGGACUCUAAAAUCACAAGGAUACUUAAAGACUCUUUGGGAGGAAAUUCAAAAACGCUGAUGAUUGCCUGCAUCAGCCCGUCUUCCUCAGACUUCGAUGAGAGUCUGAAUACGCUAAACUAUGCCACGAGAGCCAGAAACAUUCAGAAUCGGGCCACGGUCAACUGCAAGCGCGAGCCGGAUCGCGUGGAAGGGCUUGAGCAGCAAAUCAAGGCCCUUCGCAGAGCCCUCGAAAACCGCCAGCGGUCAGAGACCCGCAUCAUCGCUCACGCCGAUCCAAACAGGAGGCCUCGACUCGGGGAGGGCGAGAUCAGCAGACUGCAGGCUCAGAGCGCUCACUACAGGACUUGCACAGACACUGCGUACAGGUUGCUCCGGGAGCUGCAGAGUGAAGGCGCUCUGACCGCAGAACAGAGUCUGAGGGUGAAGGAGUGGCUGUGCUCGGUGGAGGAGGAACGAAGUGGGCUGACCACUGCUUCAGGGCCGGACAGCGGCAUCGAGAACAGCUCCACUGAGGACAGUCUAGCGCUGAGGAGAGGGAGGCCUUCUGUAAGGAACCAGGAUGCAGAAACUGUGGAGGAGAGGUGGAGCCACGAACACGAGAGUGACAAAGAUGGAGAGAAAGAAGAUGGCAUUGCACAUCUUCAGUCACAGAUCCAGCGGUUGGAGAGGGAGAACACAGACUUUUUAGCAGCUCUGGAGGACGCUAUGGAGCAAUACAAGCAGCAGAGUGAUAAGCUGCAGGAGCAGCAGGACCUGAUAGCAGACCUACAGUGUCAGCUGUCUGCUUCAGGGCUGAUGGGCCUGGGCCUGAACCUGAGGUUGCGGCCGCACACCGCCCCCAUGGGCUCCAUGCAGCACAGUCAGAAUGGAGGCACAUACAGACAGGUCAGUCCAUUGGGCUGCCUCGGCAAUGGGCCUUGUGCUGAUCAGGAGGGGAAGCUUCAUGAGGAGCAGGAGGUCUCAGGAGGAGCAGAAAUGCAUUACAGAGAACGAGAGGGAAGUCAUUUCAGCGUCAGCCAAGAGAGAUGCAAGCAGGUGAACCUCACCUGGACCAAGCGGGAUAUGCUGUCAGGAGGACUGGCAGCUGGUGGCAGAGGGCCAACAUCUCAGCUCCCUGAACCAGACCAACACCCCUGUUUAGCCAGAAAAGCAUCCAACUCCAGUACAGGAGAGAGCCUGAAAAGUUUCGAGGGUGUUACAGAGUGGGGACUUCUUCAGGCACAGCAGAAGAUCAGGGAGCUGUCUGUCACCAUCCGCAUGAAAGAAGAACUCAUCAAGGAGCUGGUCAAAACUGGUAAGGAUGCUCAGGCCCUCAACAAGCAGUACAGCCAUAAGAUCACAGCUCUGGAGAGCGAAGCUGUGCAGGCGCGACAGGAGCUGCAGGAGGCCCAACGGCAGCUGCAGGAUCUGGAGAGACAAGAAAGAGAGAUCAGCGCAACAGACAAGACGAGAGCGCAGGAAUGUCGCAGGAAGAUAGCUGCUGCUCAGAGCAAAGUUCAGGUACUAAGUCAGCGGCAGAGGGAUACCGCUCGCCUCGCCAACCUCCCGGUCCAGAGUGAGCGUCGCGUGUUAGAGCUGGAACGAAGCGUCCAGUCGAUGAGACAGCAGCAGGAGCAGCUGCAAAAGCGUCUGCGUCAGGAAAGUCAGCAGAAACGACGUCUGGAGACCGAAAUGCAACGAAGAACUCACAGAGUCAAGGAGCUCGAGAUAAAGAACGAGCAGCAGCAGAAAAUCCUGAGAAUCAAAACGGAGGAGAUCGCAGCCUUCCAGAGGCAGAGACGCAGCGGCAGCAACGGCUCGGUCAUCUCAUUAGAGGAGCAGCAGAAGAUUGAGGAACAGAAGCGUUGGCUGGAUGAGGAAAUGGAGCGGGUACUAGAACAGAGGAGAGGACUGGAAGAUCUGGAAGGAGAGCUGACUAAACGAGAGGAAAUCCUCGCCAAGAAAGAGGCUUUGCUGCAGGAACGCAGUGGACUGGAGACCAAGCGGCUCCGCUCCAGUCAGGCCCUAAGUAAAGAUCUGGUGACGCUUACUGGGCGCAUCGAGACACUUGAGCGAGAGCUGAGUGAGAGGAACGGCCUCCUUCGCAGCAGCAGCGCUCAAGACUCGCAGCAGAUCCGCCAAGAGAUCAACAACCUACGUCAGGAGAAAGACUCACUGCUUAAACAGCGAGUUGAGCUGGAUGACAAGCUGCGGCAGGGCAACCUGCUCUCACCUGAGGAGGAGAGAACCCUUUUCCAGUUGGACGAAGCAAUCGAGGCUCUGGAUGCAGCUAUUGAGUACAAGAAUGAGGCCAUCACUCAAAGACAGAGACAGCUGAGGGCUUCUGCCAGCAUGCUGUCCCAGUGGGAGAUGAACCUCAUGGCCAAACUCAGCUACCUGUCUGCGUCGGAGACCAGAGCUCUGCUGUGCAAGUACUUCGACAAGGUGGUGUCUCUACGUGAGGAGGAGCGGAAGCUGCAGCUUGCCCUGGCUGAGCUGGAGAUGCAACUGGAUGAGCAGCAGAGGCUGGUGCAGUGGUUGGAAAAUGCCCUCGAUCGCACACAACUCGACACAGAUCGCCGCCUCACGCAACAGCAGAAGGAACAUGAGAGGAGCGUGCAGCUCUUGCUGCAGCAGUGUCGAGAACAAAUGGAUGAGGGCCUGGCAGGAAGGCAGCGGCAGUACGAGGGAUGGAUCCAUAACCUCAGCAUGGAGCUCAACCACUACAAGGCAGCUAAUCUUGAACUAAGCAACAAACUGAGGGAGUUCUGUGGUUCGGCCAGUCAGCCAAAAGAGCACCCUAAAGUCCUGCCAUCUGAAGGUAAACCCGCAAACGUUGGCAGCACGGAGAAGCUGAGCCGCUGCCCCGACGACGGAUCAGGAAGCCGAGGGGCGGGGCAGCCCGACAAACCUUCCAGGUCCAGAGAGGAAAUGCGGGAGCUGGUGAACACCCCUCUCCCGUCCACGUGGAGGCGCUCUUCUCUCCCCACGGAGGAACCUGCUGCUAUGGAGGAGCUGUGGCUUCAAGUGGCUCCCGACGGUCCCGUUAACCGCGUAGUUCAAACCGGGCUGGGGUCCUGGGGCGGGCCGACGCCCCUCCCCGUGGUUAAAUCUCGCCGAGAGUCCCGUCGCUCCAGCCUCAACGUCGGACCACUGACCUCAAAUAAUGCAUUGAUUGACGUACGGAAGAAUCCUGUCUGAAAAAAAACCCUGUAUUUUAUAACUCGACGCCGGUCACAUAGAUUUUUGUUCUGUGGUUUAUGAAAGAUUCGGUUGUUUCGUCAGACUUUAGUUUUUGUAUUUCAGUUUUUGUACUUUUUGUUUAUUACAUUUUUAUUUUUAAAUGGACACCCACUGAUUUUUAUACAAAGCACUUUUCACUAAAGUCUGUUUUCGUUGUAUACAGAGGGUCGGUAUACAGUCUGACCGCACAGAUUCUGUUGUGUUAUGACAAAAUGAGUUCCUCUCGCUCUCUAAUCAUGUAAUCGUCUGACCUUCCACGAUAUUUUGUAUUAAAAUGUUUUUGCCUUCGACA
Molecule: messenger RNA, 4475 nt
Organism: Stegastes partitus (bicolor damselfish)
Lineage: Eukaryota; Metazoa; Chordata; Actinopteri; Pomacentridae
Gene: kif7
Product: kinesin family member 7
Exons: 19
Coding region: 50-4141 (1363 amino acids)
Biological process (GO): spindle elongation; mitotic spindle organization; microtubule-based movement
Cellular component (GO): microtubule associated complex
Molecular function (GO): microtubule binding; microtubule motor activity; ATP binding
Source: RefSeq, a predicted model, not a curated record